Messenger RNA from Cottoperca gobio, 9493 nucleotides. It is a transcript of the gene dot1l, whose product is annotated as DOT1-like histone H3K79 methyltransferase. Gene Ontology annotation, cellular component: nucleus. Lineage: Eukaryota; Metazoa; Chordata; Actinopteri; Perciformes; Bovichtidae. Gene Ontology annotation, biological process: DNA damage checkpoint signaling; DNA repair; regulation of transcription regulatory region DNA binding. Gene Ontology annotation, molecular function: histone H3K79 methyltransferase activity. Bases 378 to 5210 code for a protein of 1610 amino acids. The transcript is spliced from 29 exons. The record is from RefSeq and is a predicted model, not a curated record.
CGUGCUCUGGCCCACGCGCUGAGAUCAAGGUCCCCUCGGUGACGUCUGUGUCCCCUCUGCUUCCAGUGGCCCCCUGCCAUAUUUAUUCAUGCCGGGCAAGAUGGCGGCGAUACGGACGGUGUGUUAUUGCGAGUGGACAUAAACAGGCAUUUUAUUUAAAAUACAAAACCUAGUCAGAUACAUUGGCACACUUGACCGUGUUGUCUGGGUAUAUACCUCGCAACAAGCGUCGUCGUCUUUUUUUUAUUUCACGCGUUUCCACCUUCUUUUCUUACAAAAUGUUCACGUUGUAGCUCGCUCGCUAACAGACCAGCUGGCUAACAGAGAGCAGUUGCUAGCUAGCGAUCUACCACAGCCGAGCCGCCGUGAAGUGGAGAAUGGGAGAAAAGCUGGAGCUAAAGCUCAAAUCGCCGGUUGGAGCAGAACCUGCUGGCUAUCCGUGGCCAUUACCAGUAUACGAUAAACACCAUGAUGCUGCUCAUGAAAUCAUCGAGACCAUUCGGUGGGUGUGUGAAGAGAUCCCAGACCUCAAACUGGCCAUGGAAAACUACGUACUCAUUGACUACGACACCAAGUGCUUCGAGAGUAUGCAGAGACUUUGUGACAAGUACAACAGGGCCAUCGACAGCAUUCACCAGCUGUGGAAAGGGACUACCCAGCCCAUGAAGCUAAACAAGCGGCCUUCCAACGGGCUGUUGAGACACAUCCUACAGCAGGUGUACAACCACUCAGUUACCGACCCCGAGAAGCUGAACAACUAUGAGCCCUUCUCCCCGGAGGUGUACGGAGAGACCUCUUUCGACCUGGUGGCUCAGAUCAUCGACGAAAUGGAAAUGAUGGAAGAUGACACCUUUGUUGACCUCGGCAGCGGAGUGGGGCAGGUAGUGCUGCAAGUUGCAGCAGCAACCAACUGUAAACACUACUACGGUGUAGAGAAAGCAGACAUUCCAGCUACCUAUGCAGAGACAAUGGAUAAAGAGUUUAAAAAGUGGAUGAAAUGGUACGGAAAGAAACAUGGGGAGUACACACUGGAGAGAGGAGACUUUCUGUCUGAAGAAUGGAAAGACAGAAUUGCCAACACAAGUAUUAUUUUUGUGAAUAACUUUGCCUUUGGUCCAGAGGUAGAUCACCAGCUGAAGGAGCGCUUUGCUAACAUGAAGGAAGGUGGAAAAAUUGUAUCUUCCAAACCUUUUGCACCUUUAAAUUUUAGAAUAAACAGUCGAAAUUUAAGUGAUAUUGGCACAAUAAUGCGUGUGGUGGAGCUUUCUCCUCUGAGAGGCUCUGUGUCCUGGACUGGAAAGCCAGUUUCUUACUACCUGCAUACCAUAGACCGCACUAUACUUGAAAACUAUUUUGCUAGUCUCAAAAAUCCUAAACUCAGGGAAGAGCAGGAGCUAGCAAGGCGACGUCAGCAGAAGGACACAAAGGACAAUAAAAGCAAUAGCACAACGCCCACAAAACCUAAAGAACAACACAAGCAGGACUCCUGCGGUGAGGACGAGCGUCCUAGCUUGGUGGCGGUGGUCAAGCCCCCCGCCAAACCCAGAAGAGCCCGGCUCCUGCCCAAAGGUCGCAAGUUGAACAACAAGAAACGUGGUCGACCCAAGAAAGCAGCGCCGGCUGUUGAGAAGAAAAACAAGAAGAAUCAGAGCGCCUUGGAUCUGCUGCACGCCAAGACCCUUUCUGCAGCGCCCCCUCAGGAUGCUUACCGGCCACCUCAGGCUCCCUACUACCAGCUACCUCCCAAGGUCCAGCUCUAUCCUUCUACUCAACUACUUCUGAGUCCGACUCCUCCCGGUCUGCAGCAACUGCUAGAUAACAUCAAAGUUCAAUACCUCCAGUUUAUGACCCACAUGAAGACUCCUCAGUACCGCUCCAACCUGCAGCAGCUUUUAGAACAGGAGAAGCAAAAACACAGGGACCUGUCAGGGCAGGCGGAGCAGCUCCACUCUGUUUGUCAGUCUCACAAGGACAAGAUCAAAGGUCUCUUUCAGACCAAACUAGACGAGCUGGGAGUGAAAGCCUUGACAGUGGAGGACCUGCUGCAGGCUCAGAAGGAGAUAUCAGCCCACAAUCGUCAGCUGAAAGAACAGACUAAGCAGCUUGAGAGAGACAUGGCCUUGCUGAGAGACCACAGCCUGCUACUGCUGAAGUCUCGAUGUGAGGAGCUAAAGCUAGAUUGGGGCUCUUUGUGUCUGGAGAGUUUGUUGAAGGAGAAGCAGGCGCUACGCAGACAAAUCUCUGAGAAGCAGAGACACUGCUUGGAGUUGCAGAUCAGCAUUGUGGAGCUGGAGAAAAGUCAAAGGCAGCAGGAGCUGCUUCAUCUAAAGUCCUACAGUCCCUGUGAUGGCUCCCCGUACAGGAAAAACCUGGAAUCACGCUCUUCCACAGACAUGGACUCCUCUAAGCUUGGCCUGUGCUCGGCCCCGGCCCUCAACGGAGUCAGCCCAGAUCUGUCUAUCAACGGCACCAGCUCACCCUGUUUUGACCGGACCAACACCAAGGGGGAGCUUCUUUCUCGCUACCUGCCCAUCUCUCCAGACCAUGAGAUUGUACCCGCCAUCGAUGCCCGACAGAGGCAGCAGAAUUCCUCCUACGCUCUUCCUGAUUACACACGCUUCUCCCCCGCCAAGAUCGCCUUGCGGAGGCACCUUAACCAGGAUCCCAAUGCCUCUGCUCACUUGAGAGGUCCAGGGCUGACCACACACAGGGAUUUGGGUGGUGUUUAUUCUCCGCUCGGAGCCAAACUGAACUGCCCCUCUCCCAAUGCGUGUGAUGCCCAGAAUAAAGGCUUCGAGAGGGGCGGCAAGGAGAGGAGCCCAUCUGUUCAGGGGGACAACAGCAUUAAGAGCCUUCCAAUAAGUAUUCCUCUGAGCACUGUCCACCCAAGUAAACUACCAGUCAGCAUCCCUCUGGCCAGCGUGGUGCUGCCCAGUCGUGUUGAGAGACUGAGAAGUACUCCGAGUCCUGUGUCUCAAGCAGGUCAGACCAAUGGAUAUUUAUCGAGCUCAGGGCUGAUGAAUGGAGGUCCCCAUCCCGAGGAUUAUAAUGGUGCUGCUUCCUCACCUCCUCCACACCUCAACGCUCCUUUGACAGGACCGAUGGGCAGAGGAGGUCCCAUCCAAAGCCCGCCGCUCGGCACUGGAGGGGUGCUCCAGUAUGCGGACGGACCCCCGCGGAUUCUUCCAGAAGACGGACAGGAUCGUCAAGGAGGUGAAUCUGACACGGAGCCCCAGGACAGCGAACUGCGGAGGAGAAUCUUCUUCUCCUCUUCCUCCUCUUCAUCCUCGUCUUCCUCUUCGUCAGGCAGUGGAGGCAGCGCGGCCGGAGGAUUACGCCUCCACCAUCACACUGGAAACAAGCAGGGAUACCACAGUAACCAUGGAAACCACCACCACCAGUCCCCCGCCACACAGCACACUCACACACCCACACAUAUGUCGUCUUCACACUCCUCUCACGGCCUCGGCUGUCAAGAGGGCCGUAAGCGGGGGAGAAGGAAACGCAACUCUACGAUGGCUGUCACAGCCAGCGGAUCCCCGAAGAGGAGGUCAUUCCCCGGGCUCAGCUCCAACAACCACUCCUCAGGAUCGCCACUCAACAUUAACUCCAUGGUGAACAACAUCAACCAGCCUCUGGAGAUCUCCGCCAUCUCCUCCCCGGAACAAUCAAGCCGCAGCCCCGGUGGGCCCGACCUGGACCAGCCUCCCGUCUUGAAGAGAGAGCGCCCCCUGGAGGUCAAUGGCACGGGUCGUUACUCCUCUGCCCCCAGCUCUGACGACGAGGACUCGGGAUACCCUGCCGACAGCUCCAGUUCACGAAUUGAAAGAAAAAUUGCCACUAUAUCCUUGGAGAGCAGAGAUGGGCCUGGUCGACUCGGGGAUGGUGAAAGAGUCAGGAAGUCUGGUAGCAGCAGUGGUAAUAGCACAGGCAGUGAUGGCUCCUCUUCAUCCUCCUUGUCCUCUAACAGCAAGUGGAAAUCCACCUUUUCACCCAUUUCUGACCCCAAGCAACCCAACUCUGACCUGAGACAGGGGGGCUCUCCAUUCGGCAUGGGGGGGUCCGGCCGGGGCACAGACUCUGAUUCUGACCACAAACAACAGCAUCAGCAGAUUAGGAAAGGAAGUGAAGGAGAGUCAUCCAGCUACAUGAACCCCAACCCCUUCCUCAGUCAGGAGGCAGGGCCCCGGGGUGGAGGCAGCGGUGGCGGUGGUGGUGCCCAGGGAGGCGGUGGUUCAGACCAACGCCAGGCCCUCCAGAAACAGAAGGCCCCUCGAGACUGGGAGCUGAAGACGAGCAGCAGCCUGGCCAGUCAGAACCUCUUCAUAUCUGCUGCUACCAGCAGUGGUGGGGGCAUUCUGAGUGGGAAGGUGGGGGGCAGUCCUGUAGCAGUUUCCUCCACCACAGGAUCCUCUGUGGGGCAGUACCUGGGGUCUCAGUUCCCACUCGGAGGUGCCUCAGUCUUACAGUCCUUGUUCGGCGCCCAGACGGGCGGGUCCACGGUGAGUGGGACUCCGAGGCUCGUCAACGGACACUCUGCCCUGGGAAGCUUCUCCAGUGCCGGGCUGGCAGGGGGAGCGGCUGGAGGUAUAUUUCACCACGUGGUUCCCACAGUGUCCUCCCAUCAGUUUGGGGUGACGCUGCCCACCUCUGGAGGCCUCAGCUCUCUGCUCAGUCUCUCUUCCUCUACCUCCUCCCAAAUCCAGCAGCACACCACUCCCCAACCAGCCUCCACGCGCCUGGCCUCCGUGUCGUCACCUCUCCCCCUCUCCCAGGCACAGCACAGUCGCACCCAGUCGGUCCUGCAUAGCGCCUCUCCUCCCACGCUCACCCUGCCUCCUCCUCCACCCCUGCACAGCACCUCCUCCUCAGCACCCACGCACUCUGACGCCCCGCCAUCAUCUCGAUCAGACUCUUCCCGUCUGUCCCACUCCUCUCUCCACCACCAGAGAGCACAGUCAUCCCUCUCUCUCUCCAUCUCCACCUCUGCCUCCUCUGCUUCUGUCUCUGCUGCCGCUGCCGCUGCUUCUUCCCUCUCUUCUUCCCCUCUGUCCCACUCCUCGUCUCGUCCAUUCGCAGUGCACUACUCCCCUCGACUGCCCCCUCCACCACAGGCCAGCAGCUCAGGUGGUGGCGGGAGCAUGUGGAGGACUCAAGGCAUGCAUGGUACCUACACGACCUCCCAGCUUCCCGGCUCCCGACCUAGAUAGGGUUUGGGGGUGAGGGGAAGGGGGGAGGAUGGAGAGGGGAAGGGCGCAGGGCAAUCAGAAGGUGGAAAGGAGAGAAUGAGUGAGAGAAACAGGAUACCUGUUUUUCUUGUCCCCACUUAAGCUGUUGUUCUGAUUGAACAAGGUAAUUGUUGAAAACUACCUCAAAAUUUAAAUAAACUAUGCAAAUGUCCAGGUGUGGACCAAGACACUCCUCACUCACUGGUGCUUCAAAACAACUGCACAACCCAAUCGCCUCCAAGACCGGCUUCUGUACUGGGAUCUCUGAGACACACACACACACACACACACACACUAACCACCACUAUGGUCACCUUGAGCAGAAUUCAUAGGUACUGGUCAUGUCUGUGUGGAGUGUUUGAAAAUGUAAAAUAUGUAAAUCAGUACUGGCUGCUGCUCAGCACUGAAUGAACUGGUUUAAAGGUGCUCAAUAGAACAGCGUGUCUUUUUUUUUUUGUCUUAUUAUAGCAACUAGCAAAACAAUCUGAAUCUCAUCAUGCGUCACGUUCCUUCCAAAGUUUCACCUCAUGUGCAUGUGUUUGUACACACACACACACACGCACACACACACACACACACACAGAGACCAGUUCAUUGAACUCUGCUGAGAUGUCAUGCAGUGUCGCCUGCAUGCCGGCUCUCGUUUGUUUUCUUCCUACAGUGAAAUUUAAUGUUCGUUGCAAAAAUAUUUGAGAAUGAAACAAGAUGAGGAACUUAGUAUUUUGGUCUAACGUCACACUGGAUAGUAAGAUUCAGUUACUCGUGUAGCAGAAGAUAUGUUAGUCCCGGCUGGUUUGUUGACUCCCCUUAAAAUCUGCUUUAGUUGAUGAUUUACAAUAUUUUCAUGUUUUACAAAAUGUUAAAAGAAAUGGGUCACGUACUGUGAAGUCUCUAUUUAAAAGCAAAGUGGUACAGGAAUAGGAAAACGUUCUUCCUUUGCUAUUAACUAGAGCAAAUCCAAUUUAAGUUCACAUUAUGAGUGAUGCAAAUCAUUCUCAAGUGUGGCUCUCUUCUCAUAUCAGAUAUUUAACAUAUCAGUGAAAGUUUCUUUACUGUUGUGACAGUAAUCAGGCAUAUUUAAUCAUCAGAAGAACAUCAGUGUAUGUUUUGAAGUCUGAAAACAAGAAUGUUCAGAUUUCAGCCUUUUAUUUUGAAAAUAUGGUGAAUUAGCAACAUAUCAACGGGUGCCAAUAAUGCUGAGCAGAGGACGUUUCCUUUUCUUUCCUUUUUAAAGGACCCCAAGACAUUAAUUUAAUGAUGGUGCUACGUAGACAUUUUUUUAGCCACUUUCUGUAUUUAUUAACAUUUUCUUCUCACUCAAUCUGGUAAAUCACACUACGAUGUGGGAACGCAGCCGAAAUACUCUUACAGCAGGAAUUUCUAACUCUUCUUAAGCUAAACUUAUUCAUAUUUAUCUCUGCUGUUGGGAAAUGCAGGUUUAAGCAAAUGUUUAGGAAAUAAAAUGUGGACACGUUUGUGGAAUUAUACCGCAUUAUAGUUGGAAGCAAACACACGUGCACACUCAUGCAUGCAAAGCCUCACACACUGAGAAAACAUUGAACCACAAACAAAACUACUGGACUCUUCACACCUUUUUUUUUUAUUUUUGUUUGUUUGCUUUGGUUUUUUUUUUAUUGUGUAAUUAGUUUUUUGUAUAAAAAAAAAAAAUUUGUACUGUGAAUGUGAUUCAUUCUCCGACUGUAUAGUUGUGUAUAAUUUAGAUUAUUAUAUUUAUGCUGUCAGUCUCUCCAUUUGCCUUUGGUAUUUGUUUUUCUCCUUAAAAAAAAAAAAAAAAAAAAAUCCUGAAAUGUGUUGACAUUGUAGAAUGCAAUAGUGUGUGUACUUGACUCACGGUCUGAAAACAAUGGUGCUACAUUUGGACUUUACCUGAUUUUAUUUAUUCUAGAGUGAAGAAUGGAGUACUUGGUGCUGUACACGGGGACUUUUUUAAGGCAUUUUUUUGGCAUUUUCUUUCUCAUAUUUAAUAUGCUAUUGACUGGUUCUUUUAAAAUGCCUAGUGUACAACUGUAGACUCCGAUUUUGAUAAAACUGCUCUGCAGCAGCUGGCUCAGUCUGAGUAAACAGCUAUGAGGACUGUUCAUGUUUCUCACGCCACAGUUUUAAACAGAAGUCUGCGUCGCUCUCACAAAGCGAGCUGCUUAUCGGUCAGUGAACGAGACACACUGUUUUUGUGCAUAACUUUUUGUUUUUCCUUGUAUGUCUCCAUAAACAGAAAAGUAUAUAAAAUAUAUAUCUAUAUACAGUCUAAAAAAUAUAAGUAUAUAUAUAUAUUGGAGUGGAGAGGGGUGUGUUGGCGCUGGCAUUGUGACUUUCAACUCGACCUGUUAAACAGGAGGCUUGAAGCCAAAGGAGAGGAGCUUUGCCACCACAGGAACUUCUUGUGACAGAACUAGAAACUCAAAAGCUGUGUGUCUUUAACACAGACGAACGGUGCUGUGGCUUGAAAACAACUAGAUCCUUGCACUAGAACUGUCAUCACUUGUUUUUACUUGUUUUGUUUCUUUCAUUUCUUUUUUUUUUUUUAUCGACCCAGAUUCUGCAGGAAAAAAAAAAUGGUGCUUCUGUUUCCAAACGAUGGCAAUUCAGUUCUUAUAAACUAAAUCUUCACUGGUGCAUACAAAACUACAUGUCCACAUCGUACACUGUCUGUCUUUAGAUGUCUUACUGACAACCUUGAGCAUAUUGUGUCCUUGCACAGACAUGCUGAUGUAAAACUCUUGUGUUAGGAUGUAUGUGUGCAUCACUGUGUCGGGAGUGAAGGCAUCUAAGCUUCCCUUUUUUCUCUUGGUAGUGGGAAUACACUUAAGCUCAGUUUGUGUGUGUGUGUGCUUUUUCCCCUACUUGCUGGUGCGUAUCUAAGGGAAGAUUAGACUAAUAAUCAAAGCUUUAUUGUAAACUCCUGUAAACUCACAAAUGUGUUGCUCACAAAAAGAAGUAAAAUCAUUUUAGAUCAUAAUUAGUGACUAUAGUCCGUUUGUUACCAGCGCUGAGAGAUCUUUUGUAAUUAUUGUUGAUGCUGUUUUGAUUUUCUUAUUCUUGGUGUUUGAUACAAUUGCAGAUGCAUGUUAUGCUUUUAAUGGCAUCUUCAGACUCCUGUCAGUUUUUAAUACUACUUGUCAGACGGGACAGCACGGUGCUCUCCUUCACUUAAAACAAGGAAAUUGCAGCUAUUGAUAAAUACUACUCUUCUCCUGUUGUGCUGCAGGGUUUUAUGGUUUAAUAAUCUUCAACACGAGCUUGCCUGGCGGCUUUCUGACGAUCCAGUUUAACCUACGGACAAAUUCUCUAAUCUGGAGAGGCGGCGUGGUGUGUGUGUGUGCGUGUGUGUGUGUGCAAGUGAGAAUAGUUUGUGGGAACGGCAAAAUGUAUCAUUACAGAUUUCAACCAGUUUUGUAGCUACUUAUAUAAUCAGUCAACGGGACGAGGUGCUGUUAUUCAAGUCCUUUGGCGUAUGAGCAUGGUUUAAAUGAAAGCUUCUAUGCAGUUCUCCAGCAUGCUCCAUCCUGAUACAUUAUUGAUAAUCUGUGAGAGUUUUGCGGUCGAGGCCGUUUUACUCUAAAUCCUGCCAAAGGUCUAAACUCAGGAACUUCCCAAAUGGCUUGAAAUUAUAUAAACAACUUUCUUAAAACUACUGCAUGUCACAAACCUAUUCCCCAUGUGGUGGCAUGAUAACGUCCAUUUUUAAACUCUAACUCAGGACCAGGAAGAACCCUGUAAGUGUAUUUUUAGGUAGAAAUUCAAAGUCAGAUCUCCUCAGAUUCAUUCUCACUGUCACAUACAUCCAGCGCCUGCAGUGAAAUCCAGCUUUAUAAAGCUUUACGAGUCCAGAAGCUGUGAAAUGGCUUCGACUUUCAGCAUCUUCCUCCUCUCACAAAUGCCUCUUGUCUAGAUUUGCUUCUCCCAAGAAUGAGAUUCUCAGUCCCUUUUUGUUUGGGAUUCUUCCCUGUAUGGGGUGCAGCCUGACACGGGACACAUGUGACCUGUAUUGGGGUGCAGCCUGACACGGGACACAUGUGACCUACACUUUGUGUACAGUGAUCUCUGAUCGGUGAAGCCAGGGCAGGUUUGAGGUGCAAUAACAGCAAACCUACUUUCCAAAAGGCCCUGAUGAAUUGUUACUGUUCGGUGUCGGUGCUUUUAUCCUAAGAUGUUGUUAUAAUGCAACAAAUGGAAUUCAUGUUUGUUUGUUUUUUCUCCCCUGCGUUUUAUGAUUAUUAAUAAAAAUGUUUCUUAUAAUAUUUGAA